Molecule: messenger RNA, 1836 nt
Organism: Aureobasidium namibiae CBS 147.97
Lineage: Eukaryota; Fungi; Ascomycota; Dothideomycetes; Dothideales; Saccotheciaceae
Exons: 1
Coding region: 1-1836 (611 amino acids)
Biological process (GO): intracellular signal transduction; mitotic cell cycle
Cellular component (GO): nucleus; cytoplasm
Molecular function (GO): histone H3T3 kinase activity
Source: RefSeq, a predicted model, not a curated record
AUGCCUCGCAAAGCAGUCUACGGCAAGCCGUCGCAUUUAUAUUCCGGCUUCAGUAGCUUUCAGAGUCCUAUUAAACAACGAAAACAAGAGACGACUUCAUUCGAGGUCAUCGAGGUUGCCGAAGAGCUUUCGCGGCUGAGCGUCCAGACAAAAUUCGCGAACAAUGACGUUGAAUCCUCUCCUGAGCGAGAGGCGCUCUGCGAGAGAAUCGCAAACACCGAGAGACCUGUCAAGCUGGCUCGGCAAAGGACGACAAGCAGCGAAUCCGUGACCAGCACUGGAUCCGUCUCCCCGAGAGAGCGAAAAACAAAACAUGGGAAGCCCAAGAAGACACAGUCAGACAAACGACCAAAGAAACCUGUCAGCCAGGAGUCACAACCAGCAGCAUCAGACAUGUCAACUGAGAGUGUUACGGAAGAGCCUCAAGUGGCUGAAAUCGCAUCGCCCUCGCCAGUCACAGAGCCAAAGCCAAUAGAAUCACUCGAACUCGAUCUGGCCGCUUUGGAAAUAUCCAAACCUCGCAUCUCUAAUGUGUUCACCAAACACGCCGCAUCGUUACUAGCGCUUUCGUCUCAGGAUUUGACUUCCUUCUCCACCUGGUCUGAUCAGCUAUCUUCACAUUUUGCAGUGACCAAAAUCGCCGAAGCGUCUUUUGGUGAAGUCUACCGUCUCUCGCUUCUCAAAGCGCACUCCGCCUUAGGCAAGACGGAUGAGUCGGUGCUUAAGAUCAUCGCUCUCAAGCCGCCGACAUCGACAAAGAGGAAGAUGAGCAAGGCAGCCAAGAAGCGAACCGAAAUGAUGAGCGACCCUGAAAAUGUCGCCGCCGAAGUACGACUGAUGCAGCGCAUGACUUGCACACCUGGUUUCACAAACUUCCGCGAGAUUUGUGUACUGCAGGGCCGUCCUGGAGACGCCUUUGCAGCAGCUUGGUCGUCAUGGAAUGAUUCUCAAGAGACCAAGGGCAAGGAGGUUAGCGUGUUCCCUGAUCCCAGCAAGAAGGCGAGUUACUCGGAGGAUCAGCUGUGGGCUGUCAUUGAAAUGCAAGACGCCGGCACAGAUCUCGAAAACACAAAGGUAGCCAAUGUCUGGCUUGCUUGGGAUAUCUUCUGGGGAGUCGUGCUAGCGCUGGGCAAGGGAGAAGAGGCUGCCAGAUUUGAGCACAGAGAUCUGCAUAUGGGCAACAUUUGUGUGUCCGGUCUCAACAAUGCUGCAUAUUGUCGCGAAGCAGACUAUGUUCCGACAAGCUCAAGCAAGAAGCUCGACUUUACAGGCAUCGAAACGACGCUCAUCGACUACACCAUCUCACGAGCAGAGAUGGGUAUUUCAGAAGACGAGGAGGAUGUUGCAUAUCUUGAUCUUGAAAGAGAUCUGGCAUUGUUCGAGGGUGAUGCUGAGGAGGAAUACCAAUACGAGAUCUAUCGAUACAUGCGUUCUGCCAUGUACUUGGGCGAGCCUCUCGGUGAUCUCUGGGAGAGAUGGGACGAAGCUGAAGAGUCGGGAAGGACUUGGAAAGGAUACCACCCACAGACGAAUCUUGUGUGGUUACAUUUUGUCCUGCACAAGCUUGCCGAACAGAUUGAGUGGCCCAGCUCGGGUAAAGGCAUUCGGGAUGAUGUAGCAGCACAGAGAGCAGAAGAGCUUGAAGCAGCGCUACUCAAAGUGGAUCGGCUAUUGGACCCCGAGGAGAUGCCACAGAGCGGGCUCAGAUGUGCGAGCGAUCUGGUGGUGCUCGCUCUUGAUGAAGGGUGGCUGGACAAGGAAGACGUUCAAGGCAGGGCAGGGUCAACGACAAAAACGACAAAGCGCAAAGCAAAGACCACCCGGUCGAGGAGAUAG